Molecule: messenger RNA, 1590 nt
Organism: Orbilia oligospora ATCC 24927
Lineage: Eukaryota; Fungi; Ascomycota; Orbiliomycetes; Orbiliales; Orbiliaceae
Exons: 4
Coding region: 1-1590 (529 amino acids)
Source: RefSeq, a predicted model, not a curated record
AUGUCCAAUCCAAAGGUUUAUACGAUGCCGAUGCACGCUCCCAUAUCAGUGCCAUUCUAUGUCCAAAUUCCACCAGGGGCUCCGAUCCCUCAGGUAUUCUCCCAAGCACCCACCAAUCCCAAACCAGGCUACGUUUGGGGCUAUCCCGCCCAAGGAUACCCCCUUCCACCAACUGCAACCGUCAUGCAAGGCCUAGGACCCGAUGGCACUUAUGGCUGGCCAGUCUAUUUUAAAGGAGGGACUUCAAGCAACCCACAAUAUGCUUAUUACCCCGUUCCUUCGAACGCUGCUCCCCAUGGUGCUGUCCCAGUAGGUGGCUUUCCCCCAGGUGCCACUUUCCCAGGUGUUCCACCUCCUCAGGGUACCUCUGGCAAGAAUCAUCACCGGCGCCGCACCAAGGAAAGUAGUGAGGAAGAUGACGAGAAGUGCGCUUGCCCUGAGUGCAUUGAAGAAAAAAAACAUGCUGGCAAAGCUGCUCCUCGUGGCCCCACACAAGGUGCUCCAAUGCCACCACCACCUCCUCCUCCAGGGCAUUUCAUCUCCCCUCAAUUCUUCGGGCCACCACCACCACCACCACCACCCGCUGCUACUACUACUCAACAGACAACUACUUUCAUCCCUUACUUUGUUCCAAGUGGUUGUCCAUCCCAUCACUGCGAAAAAGGUGCUGGCGGACCUAGUGAUAAUCAUCCAAGUGGUCAUAAGCAUCAUGACAAAAAACCAAGUUCUUCCAGCUACCACUACUCCGUUAACUGCGAAUGUCCAACCUGUAGGGCUAGGCGAAUGGCCAUCGAGAUGGAGCGUAUCCAAGAAGAGCGCAAGAACGAGCGUGAGUACAAGGAUGCUCAAGAGUUUAUCAAAAUGAAGAAGCGUGUCGAUCGUGAGGAUCGUGAAGCCAAACUCGAGGGUAUGUACCGUGCCAAGAAGACUGGUGGCAAGAAUGUUACUUUCGAAGAACCUCCCAUGUGUCAUCACAUGUACCCUGAGCCCGAGGGAGACUACGAGUGGUUCGGCAUCCCCAUUGUUCCCACUAGUUCGAUCCCAAUCAUGGGGUUCCAUCCAGGUGAAACGACUCCAAUUCAUCUUCAACCACUUCACGCCGGCCCUAGUCACUAUGUUGAUGACCUUGAGGAAGAAAAUGCUAGGCUUCGCCAUGAGAAGAGUCACCUCAAGGAUAAGAUCAAACGUGAGCGUUCCAUGCGUAACAAUGACAACACUGCUCGUGAUUACCUUUCGAGUCGUCUCCGCGACCUUGACAAAGACGUUCAAGAACUUAAGAAGAAAGGCGGUAAGGCCUCGGGAGCUCCUCGUUCCAAAACCCCUGUCGUUGAAAUCCAGGUCCCUCUUGCCACCAGCGAGAAGCAUCAUCAUCACAAGAAGUCACCAUCUAAGGAGAAAGGCAAAGCCAAAGACGGUGAUGAUUCUGGUGACAAUCGCAAGGGCAAGAACAGGAAUGUCGAAAGCAAGCACAAACACCCACAUGUUUGCUUUGACUCUGAAUGUGACGAUUUCGAUUCUUGCUCGGAGUGUUCAUUCGAGUGCACUGUCAAAGGCUGCCGAACCUGUCGGCCGCGUGGAGGACGUCGUUAA